Messenger RNA from Peronospora belbahrii, 849 nucleotides. Lineage: Eukaryota; Oomycota; Peronosporomycetes; Peronosporales; Peronosporaceae. The record is from the annotation of a GenBank genome assembly.
AUGGUCGUACUAUAUAAAGACAUUGCUAAUAAAGCAGAGAAUGUCCUUCGUGAUGACUAUGACUUCUCCCGCAAGCUCAAAAUUAAGACUAAAGCAGCAAAUGGUGUCACUUUUACAACCGAGGGUGAUAUGGCUAGCAACAAGGCCAUCCUUGCAAAGCUCUCGGGGACUUUUACGCAUCAAAGCACUGGUGUCGUAUUCAAGAAGCUACAGGUGACCACUCACGGUCGGCUGAUCUCUGAGGUUGAACUGCCUGAUGUCUUUACUAGGGGACUUAAGCUCACGGCAAAGGUAGAGGACGGUUCGCUUGCCAAGAACGCGCACGCUAAGCGCAUUGGCGUCUUUGGCUGGGAGUAUCAGCAGUGGAGAUACUCUGUGAACGGCGCCAUUGAUGUAGGGGCCCGCACAAUCAGCAAAUCUAUCGCCUAUGGCUUUGACAACGUUCUGGUCGGUGCCCAAGCCGCCUACAACUACAACAAGUCGGCGGUCGUAGACCACAACGUGGCUCUGAGCUACCGUGGCAGCGACUUUACCGCUACGCUGCAGACUAAGAAGAAAUUCAACGCGCUUUCCGGUUCAUUCCAUCAUCAUCUGUCCCGUGACACCGUCUAUGCGGCCGUGUUCAAUUACGACCUCAAGUCGGGCCAGAACACACUCAGUGUGGGCGGCCGUUACAAUGCUGACAAGCUUACCACGUACGCCGGUAAGGUCGAAUCCGAUGGCCAUGUUUCUUUGGCUUUGAUCCAGAAGAUUCGCCCCUUUGUGGCGCUGACUACGAGCGCCCAUGUGGACGUCAAGAACUUUGAUGGUGAUGCUCACAAAUUUGGCAUUGGUCUCACUCUUGGCUAA